GCAUUUCCACUGAAACUGUCCAAGGUGCUCAUCUCUGAAGUUACCCUUUUCCAUCAUGACAUCAUACAUGGACAAGGGGGAGAAGCCCGAGAAGGGACAUAUCGUUAACUUCCACCAUAUCACCUUCUGGGUGGGAAACGCCAAACAGGCCGCUUCCUAUUACUGUGACAAGUUUGGGUUUGAGCAUCUGGCGUACAAGGGUCUGGAGACCGGGAGCCGCGAGGUUGUGUCGCAUGCCAUCAAACAGGACAAGAUUAUCUUUGUUUUCCAGUCUUCACUGAACCCAGGAACUAAUGAAAUGUCAAAACACUUAGCACAACAUGGAGACGGUGUGAGGGAUAUCGCGUUCCAGGUGGAAGACUGUGACUUUCUGGUGAAGACAGCAGAGAAGAACGGAGCGGUGAUCCUUAAGCAGCCUUGGAUAGAGGAGGACAGCUUUGGCAAAGUGAAACUGGCUGUUAUACAGGCUUUCGGGGACUUGACACACACCUUUGUGGAAUAUCCAAGUCCAUACAGUGGCCUCUUCUUGCCUGGAUUCAAGAAGACUUACAUCAAAGACCCCCUGCUUUCCAAGUUGCCCCACACCCUUCUCAACUUUGUUGAUCACCUCGUGGGGAACCAACCUGAUGAAGAGAUGUUGCCUGUGAUCGAUUGGUACCUGAAUUGUCUGAUGUUCCACCGUUUCUGGUCUGUGGACGACAAAAUGUUGCAUACGAAUUACAGCGCACUGCGCUCCAUUGUGGUCACAAACUUCGCGGAGACGGUCAAAAUACCCAUCAACGAGCCGGCCAACGGCAAGAAGAAAUCCCAGAUCCAGGAGUUUGUGGAUUAUUACGGUGGCCCCGGAAUCCAGCACAUUGCCCUGAACACCAGCAACAUCAUUCAGGCUGUUACAAACCUGAAAGCUCGUGGCGUUGAGUUCCUGUCGACGCCCGAAACCUAUUACCAGCAGCUGUUGGAGAAGCUAAAAACUGCCAAAAUCAAAGUGAAGGAAGAUCUCGCAAAGCUCCAGGAACUCAAGAUUCUGGUUGAUUACGAUGAUAAAGGUUACCUGCUCCAGAUCUUCACCAAACCUGUACAGGACAGACCCACCCUCUUCCUAGAAGUCAUCCAGAGAUAUAACUUCAACGGCUUCGGGGCUGGAAACUUCUUGGCACUGUUUGAAGCUAUUGAAACAGAGCAGAAUUCCCGAGGGAACCUGAUUCCUCACACAGAUGAUAAACCACCAAAGCCAUUUUAUUAGAUCCUGAGCUAAAGGCUGGUCUGUGACAUUCAGUUAGUAAUAUUAGUGUGUAGCCGAGGUCUCCCGACUGUUGCACUUACACGUAGCUGCACACUCGACUGGCUUCUGUUGUUAUUAUAACGUUCAAUCCAGACAAGUCACUUCGGAGUCUGGGCUGCCAUGCCGUCUCCUCUCCAUGUGGCCGCUAUAAACACCAGACAUGUAUGUAGCACUACCUGAGCACACGUACAUGAAAGCUAAACAUCACACAUGAACACACUGCUUAUAAUCUGAAUAAACACAACUAUUAC
Molecule: messenger RNA, 1533 nt
Organism: Callorhinchus milii (elephant shark)
Lineage: Eukaryota; Metazoa; Chordata; Chondrichthyes; Chimaeriformes; Callorhinchidae
Gene: hpda
Product: 4-hydroxyphenylpyruvate dioxygenase a
Biological process (GO): L-tyrosine catabolic process
Cellular component (GO): Golgi membrane; endoplasmic reticulum membrane
Molecular function (GO): 4-hydroxyphenylpyruvate dioxygenase activity
Source: RefSeq, marked provisional